Dunckerocampus dactyliophorus (ringed pipefish) is the source of this 1851-nucleotide messenger RNA. RefSeq names its product major facilitator superfamily domain-containing protein 1-like. The coding region runs from base 474 to 1688 and encodes 404 amino acids. Gene Ontology annotation, biological process: transmembrane transport. Lineage: Eukaryota; Metazoa; Chordata; Actinopteri; Syngnathiformes; Syngnathidae. The record is from RefSeq and is a predicted model, not a curated record. The transcript has 13 exons. Gene Ontology annotation, molecular function: transmembrane transporter activity.
UCCAUAUAAAAACAACACAAGAUGAUGUGAAUUAAGUGUUUUAACCUCUUAGCAUGGCUCUGCCGGUUAUGUACGGAGUUAUGAAGGCUAAGUUUGACAAUUUUCUUUCAAAAACCAAACAACUGAAUUGUCGGUAGUCACAUGACCAGCGUUUCUUCUAGAGGCUUGUUACUGACACGUAACUCAACAUUUUUAGCUAGUCUAAAAAUGUGUGGGAAUGGGUAUGCUAAUGGUAAUGCUUUUUAUCUAUGCCACAAAAUGUCAUUAUUUGUGUUUCUAUUGUGAAGUCAACAUGAACUUGAACUAUCGAUCACUAUCGCUUUUUGGUGCUGUUCUUCAACUGUCUGUUGUCGUUUGGCUCCUACUUCUGCUUUGACAUCCCCGGUGUUCUGCAGGAUCAGUUUCAAGGGAACCUGACAUGUUCCAAUACGACAGUGAUCAAUGGGACAGUGGAUUGUGUGGUGGGCCAGGGGAUGAGCCCCCGGCAGUUCAAUCUUCUCUAUGCUGUCUGUGCAUGGACGAAUGCAGUUGUGGUGAUCCUAGCUGGAUUUCUGAUUGACAAAUUGGGAAACCGCUUUGGGGCAUUGCUAUUCUCCUUCUUGUGUGUUUUGGGUUCCACUGUGUUUGCCCUGGGUUCCCACUUCAGUGGAACUCCUUACCUGCUGCCACUCAUGCUCACAGGCCGAUUUAUUUUCGGAUCAGGCAACGGAUCGCUGGCGAUUGUUCAGAACUGCAUCACUACCAUGUGGUUCAAGGGGAAGGAAUUGGCCUUAGCUUUUGGGCUGACUUUAGCAUUCGCUCGCUUGGGGUCCGUCCUCAACUUCUUCUUCACGCAGAGUUUUGAAGAAAGGUUUGGCAUGCAGUGGACCCUCUGGUGUGGUGCCCUAUUGUGUGUGUUGGGCUUUAUGUCGGCCAUCAUUGUCAGCAUUCUGGACAAAGUGGGAAUGAAGCAGCUGGGUCUGGAUGAGGCUAUCCAGGAGGAGUCUCGCAAAGUGAGAAUUCAGGAUGUAAAACUGCUGUCGCUGAGAUACUGGCUGCUAGUUCUCGCCAUCAUGUUCUUUUACAAUGGAAUCUUCCCCUUUGUUGCUGAUGCCAGUAAGUUCAUUCAGGAUAAAUACACUGACUACACUCAGGAGGAGGCCGGCUACAUCGCCGGGGCCGUUUACGACAGCUCACUCGUCCUCUCUGCCAUCGUUGGCAUUCUUAUAGAUCACGUGGGUAUGCGGGGGAUUUUUGCCAUGUCCUGUGCCGUCCUCGCUCUGCCCGUGUUUGCACUCCUUGCCUUCACCUUCAUCCCUCCUCUUGUCUGCACCAUCUGGCUUGGAGUCCUUUACCCCUGUGUUUCUGUGAGCAUGUGGACGUGCAUCCCUCUUGUCGUGCCUCAAGCGACCAUUGGCACAGCCUGGGGCCUCGCUAGCUCCAUCCACAUGUUUGGGGUUGGUGUCUCCAAUCUUGUUGUCGGGGGCAUUUUGGGCAGUAAAUCCAGCGACACUAAGAUUCCACUGUGGCGAUGGCAGAGGAUGAUGAUCUUCAUGUUGGCCAACAUCAUCUGCUGCAUCAUCACCUUAGGGCUGCUCAACAUUGUCGAUCACAAACAGGGUGGGAUGCUGAACACGACGACCAAAAAAUCAGGACAGUCUAAGAGAGAGUCUGACAGGGAGCCACUCACACAAAGAGAGGAAGAGUGAAUUAAUUAAGUGAUGAAUUAACUUAACAUGCAUGUAUUUGGAAGCCCGAGUUCCCGGACAAAACUAUGUCACUUUAUUCUCAUAAUAUUUUGACUUUAUUAUUGUAAUAUUAAACUAUUAAACAACUAUUAAACUUUUGCCCAACCCAAUUUUCCAUAAAUUG